This is a messenger RNA of Oreochromis aureus, 1317 nucleotides long. RefSeq names its product lymphocyte antigen 75-like. The transcript is spliced from 4 exons. The coding region runs from base 76 to 825 and encodes 249 amino acids. NCBI's taxonomy places the organism in Eukaryota, Metazoa, Chordata, Actinopteri, Cichliformes, Cichlidae. The record is from RefSeq and is a predicted model, not a curated record.
CCACUCCUGCCUGCACACAGCCUUAACCUAACACUUAUUUUGCUUUUUGUCCAGUUUUCUCCUGUGAAAAAAACAAUGAGGAAACACGUUGCCCUCCUGCUCAUUCUUUUCCCCGUGUGUGGACAUCUGCUGGACAUCAAAUUUUAUAAUGACCCUUACAAGUAUACCUGGGCAGAGGCAGAAGCAUUCUGCAGGGAGAACCACACUGACUUGGUCCGAGUGAGAACUGCAGAAGAAAAUAAAGCUUUACAGUACUCUGGAUGGAUCGGUUUGUCCCGGAAGGAUGCAACAAGUCCAUGGAAAUGGUCCAGAGGAGGCGAAAUAGCCAUAUUCACACCGUGGGAUGGCGCACCAAAAAAUGAUGAAAACUGUGUGAACAGAAAAAGCGACGGAAAAUGGGAAAGCAAGAAGUGUGAUGAAAAAAUAAACUUCCUAUGUUAUGAGGAAGAGCUGAUUCUGGUGAAGGAGAAUAAAACAUGGGAGGAGGCAUUAGGACACUGCAGGUCUCUGGAUGGAGUGGUCACAGAAGAUCCAGCCUCUUCAUACUGGAACCACCGCCAUGACUUGGUUACCCUGAUCACUCCAAAUGACUACACCACUGCACAAAAGACCGCACAAGAGGCUACCACUGAUGAGGUGUGGACAGGCCUGUGUAACCUGGCUGGUGAGUGGCUGUGGGUGGGUGGAGAAGAAAUGCAAUAUGAGGAUAUCCCAAAAUGCCCAACCGAUGGCCUCUGUGGCGUCCUCAAGAAGAACGGUACUGCACCCUACGGCAUAAGAAACUGCCGGCAGAAAAGGAACUUUAUCUGUUCCAAAAUUAAUUAAGUACUGUACUUAAGUAAAAAUUUGAUAUAUCUGUACUUAACUUUCCAUCUUAUGACACUUAGAUACAUGUGUGUCAAAGUAAACAGGAGAAAUAAUCCAAAGCAGACUCCACAGACAAGCAGGAUUAAAUAAAAAUGAACCGUUAUUCAGGUUCAUGAGUGAGUCCAAAAUUAGAAAUUCCAAGAACCUGGGAACAUGACCAACACUUUACACUACCAGCCAAAAGUUUUUGAGUUAGAGUAAUCGUACCUUCAUUCAUGAUGUAUGUUACAAAGAUAUCAGUCAAUAUAGUCAGUACAUUGAAAAGGUGAGAAAUAGUGAUGGAAGUGUUUUCAUACUGUUAGAUUAUACGAUGACAGUAGAUUAAUGUAAACCAGAAAAAUCAUAUAUAAUGUCUUGCUAUAUGUGUUACUUUCCUAAUGUAGUUGUGUGACAUGUCAAGUAAAUGCUGGACUAUAAAUAAUUUAAAAGUUGUCUCAAGUCAAUAAAGAU